AUGCGGGACAUCUCGGGCGCGUCCGCGUCCUCCUCGAGCGACGUCGACGACGCGACGACGUCCGGGGACGACGAGGCCCCGCUCCUGGGCGUCGCGGGCGAUCGCACGACGGAGGAAGCGUCGAAGACGAGCUCCGAAGCGACAGCGAGCGCGAAGGAAGUUUUGCAAAGACACGGACGCGCGCUCGCCGCGUUCGCGGUCACGCUCGUGGCGUGCACGAUGAGCAUGAGCGUGCCGUUCCCGUUCUUGGCGCAGGAGUUUAGGCGCGCGGGGACGUCGCCGCGGACGGUGGGGGUCGUGUUCGCCGCGCUGCCGCUCGGCACGCUUUUGUUGUCCCCGCUCGCACCGAGAUUGGUGUGGCGGUACGACGCGAAAAAGGUGGCGAUGCGGUCACUGCUUGGACAAGGAGCGUGUGUGCUCGCGACGAGCGCGUUCGGGGGGACGAAACCUUGGGUUUGGUUCGUUUUCAGGUUCACGCAAGGGUGCUGCAACGCGUUGACAUCAGUGACCAUGCUGUGCAUCAUCACGCGGGCGGCGCCCGAGGCGGUGGCGCUCACGAGCUCGAUACAAGAGGUCGCCGCGGGGUUUGGGACGCUCGUAGGUCCGAUUUUUGGUGGGUUCUUGUACGACGUGGGGCAGAGCGCGACGCUGCCUCUCGUCGCAAAUGGAGUGGCAAUUUUGCUCACGGCACCAGCAGUGGAGCGCGCGAUGCGUUCCAUCGAAAGUGAACCAGCACCACCGAGCGAGAGCGCGAAUGAGGAAGAGAAACCAAGUUAUGCUCGCGUUCUUCGACAUCCAACGUUCCUCAGCGCGGCGUUCGCGGAGCUGGUCGUGUCGACGUCUUUCGGUGGUAUUCCAACAACGCUACCGUUGUACCUAAAUCAAACGCUUCGCUUCACGCCGUCGAUGAUUGGGGUGGUGUACUCUCUCUUGGCCGGUUUGUACGCUCUCAUUACUCCGCUCGUAGGCAUGGUGAGCCAUAACUCGAGGCUUGCGGACAUUUUGCUAUGCCUCGUGGGCAUGGGAGCCAUGGCAAUCGCGCACCUGUUGUUCGGUCCAUCAUCGCUCUUGGAUUUACCAACGCUUAGCGAUACGGCUCGAAAGAGACUGUGCGUUUGGGGCGCUAGUAUCAUUUACGGCUCAGGCUCUGCCUUUGCUUUCGUCCCAUUUUUACCCAUCAUGCAGUCGUCUGUGAGCAAGGAAGGACCAAAGUACGCCGACUUGGCCAACGGGAUCUUUUUGUCCGUAUACUUCUUCGGCGAAAUGCUCGGUCAGCUCUGUUCUUCUUCUUUGGUGCACGAGUACGGUUACCCAGCGGUUUCCACGGCUUGGGCACUCGUCAUUUGCGCGUCUGCGAGUGGUCUCAUAUUCGUUCAGUUUGGUGCUCGCAUCAUGUCGCGCUGGAAACGACUGAGGAGCAGUGUCGUCUCCCGCAUCGGCUCCGCGAGCUCGCUCGAGAUGAUUGGAGAAGAAUUCUUGUAG
Messenger RNA from Ostreococcus tauri, 1482 nucleotides. Its product is annotated as Major facilitator superfamily domain, general substrate transporter. Gene Ontology annotation, biological process: transmembrane transport. Gene Ontology annotation, molecular function: transmembrane transporter activity. The record is from RefSeq and is a predicted model, not a curated record. The coding region runs from base 1 to 1482 and encodes 493 amino acids. The transcript has a single exon. Lineage: Eukaryota; Viridiplantae; Chlorophyta; Mamiellophyceae; Mamiellales; Bathycoccaceae.